CAAGCUCUUCAAAAGAAAAUGUGAAAAGAUCAAAAUAACCACCAGCUCCCAAAGUUCCCAAACAUGGCGGUAACGGACUUUUUCGCCGGCGAAAUCGCCACCGAACUCCUAAAACACCUCAUAGCCAUAGUCCGAAAAUCCACCUUCUGCCGUUCAACCGCCGAGCAGCUCAUCGUCGACAUUAACGGUCUCCUUCCAAUCAUCCAAGAAAUUAAACAAACUGGCGUUGAACUUUCACAGACACGUCAGCGUCAGCUCGAUGACUUCUCAAAGAUUCUCCAAGAUGGGUAUGAACUCGCCGGAAAAGUUCUCAACUCUGGCCGUUGGAACGUCUACAGGAACUUGCAGCUGGCAAGGAAGAUGGAGAGGCUGGAGAAAAGAGUAGGGAGGUUCAUGCAAGUUACAAUGCAAGCUCAUGUACUAGCUGAUGUUCAUCAUGUUAGGUUAAAUAUGGAACAUAGAUUUGAUGUUCUUGAACAUAGGCUUAAAGCUAUAAAGAUUGGAGUUGACGACGGUGGUGGAGGUGGAGGGUGUUUAGGGAAAGCUGUGAAAAGAAUGGAAGAAGAUGAGAAAUGGUUUGAGGAUAGUUUUGUAAAUUUAGGUGCUGGAAUUGAGUUGGGGAAGAGGAAAGUGAAGGAGAUGUUAAUGGGUAAAGAAGAUAGGGGUGUGUUUGAAAUUUGUGGAAUUGGAGGCAGCGGCAAGACCACCUUGGCUAAAGAGAUUUGUAAAGAUGAUCAAGUUAAAAGUUAUUUCAAGGACAAGAUUUUCUUUUUCACUGUUUCUCAAUCUCCAAAUGUGGAGCAAUUGAGGAAAACGAUUUGGGAAAAGAUAUCAGGGUGCAAUCUUCACGGUUAUGGACGUGAGGAGAUUUUGCCCCAGUGGAACCUACAGUACCAAUGGAACUCGAACUCUACAGUCCCUGUACUCUUGAUUCUUGAUGAUGUUUGGUCCCUCUCUGUGCUAGAGCCGCUAAUUCUCAAAAUUCCCGGCUGCAAGAUCCUAGUUGUGUCGCGCAUUAAGUUCCCUCCAUCGGUUAUUGACUGUGUUUAUGAUUUAGAGCUAUUAAGGGAAGAUGAAGCUAUAUCCUUAUUUUGCCAUUUUGCUUUUGGACAUAAUUCCAUUCCGCGUGGUUUCAAUUAUACGCUUGUCAAAAAGGUUGUGGAGGAAUGUGAAGGGCUUCCGUUGGCGCUUAAGGUCAUUGGAUCUUCAUUAAAGGGAAAGCCUGAGAUGUUCUGGACAAGUGCGAAAAACAGAUUAUCACAGAGCCAACCUGUCUGCGAGUCUCAUGAACUGCAGUUGCUUGAGCGAAUGAAAUUGAGUAUUGACUGUUUGCCUGAUAAGGUGAGAGAGUGUUUCCUCGACUUGGGUGCUUUCCCAGAAGACAAAAGGAUUCCUCUUGAUGUUCUAAUUAACAUGUGGGUGGAGCUUCAUGAUAUUGAUGAGGAAGAGGCUUUUCACAUUCUUGUUGAACUUUCAGACAAAAAUCUUCUAAAUCUAGUGAAAGAUGCACGAGCUGGAGAUAUGUAUACCAGUUACUAUGAGAUAUCGGUGUCUCAACAUGAUGUUUUACGAGACCUAGCUAUUCAUGUGAGCAACCGUGGGGAUGUAAAUCAGAGAAGGCAAUUGGUCAUGCCGAGAAGAGAUACAAGGUUGCCAAAAGAAUGGGAAAGAAAUAUGGAUGAACCUUUCAAUGCACGAGUUAUCUCUUUGCAUACAGAUGAAAUGAGAGAAAUGGACUGGUUCAGAAUGGAUUGCCCGAAAGCUGAAGUACUGAUUCUCAAUUUUUCGUCAUCUGAGUACUUUUUGCCUCCUUUCCUGGAAAACAUGCCUAAGCUAAGGGCAUUGAUAGUCAUAAACUAUAGUGCCUCCAAUGCAGUUCUUCAUAACAUGUCUGUCUUCGGUAAUUUAACCAACUUGAGAAGCCUUUGGUUUGAGAAGAUAUCCAUCACUCACUUGUCCGACUCCACAAGUCCUCUCAAUAACUUGCGAAAAAUAUCACUAAUACUUUGUGACAUGAAAAACAGCCUAGAUGAAUCAUUUGUAGACCUCCCUGGUUUGUUCCCACAGCUCUUGGAGUUCACAAUGGAUCAUUGCAUCAACUUCAAUAAGCUGCCAUCGAGUAUUUGCCAGUUGCAUAAGCUCAAAACCCUUGGUAUCACUAAUUGCGAUAGUCUUUAUGAACUUCCAUCUGAUUUAGGUGAAUUACAAGCUCUACAAGUUUUAAGGAUUUAUGCAUGCCCGCAUCUAAAAAAGCUCCCUCCCGGAAUUGGUCAUCUGGUUAACUUGAAGUAUCUUGACAUUUCGCAAUGUGUUGGUUUGAGAUGUCUCCCUGAGGCUAUCGGGUGCUGCAGAAACUUGGAGAAAAUUGAUAUGCGGGAGUGCCCUCAAAUCGAGAGUUUGCCAAGCUCUCUGGCAUUUCUUGAAUCUAGAAGCACGAUGAGGACUGUGUCGGGUGUGUAUCUGCAGGUUGCUGAGAAGUGCUCUAUUCUUGAGCGACUUCCUCAGUAG
Molecule: messenger RNA, 2508 nt
Organism: Nicotiana tabacum (common tobacco)
Lineage: Eukaryota; Viridiplantae; Streptophyta; Magnoliopsida; Solanales; Solanaceae
Source: RefSeq, a predicted model, not a curated record